Messenger RNA from Halteromyces radiatus, 1265 nucleotides. Its product is annotated as branched-chain alpha-ketoacid dehydrogenase. Lineage: Eukaryota; Fungi; Mucoromycota; Mucoromycetes; Mucorales; Cunninghamellaceae. Gene Ontology annotation, biological process: protein phosphorylation; regulation of glucose metabolic process. The coding region runs from base 1 to 1140 and encodes 379 amino acids. Gene Ontology annotation, molecular function: pyruvate dehydrogenase (acetyl-transferring) kinase activity. The transcript is spliced from 2 exons. The record is from RefSeq and is a predicted model, not a curated record. Gene Ontology annotation, cellular component: mitochondrion.
AUGAAUAAAAUCCUUGAUCGAUAUGCACAACAAAAGGCUACACCAGUGACUCUUCGACAAUUACUCUUUUAUGAACGCCAUCGUACAACAGAAAGACUACUCAAGUCUGCCAACUAUGUUCGACAUGAAUUACCUAUUCGUAUAGCUCAUCGACUUCGAGAAUUCCAGAACCUACCUUUUAUAGUUGGUGUGAAUCCUCAUAUGCAACAAGUAUAUCGUCUUUAUUGGGAAGCCUUUGAUAGAUUGAGAUCUGUACCGCCUAUCAAGACACAACAAGAUAAUGAACGAUUCUGUGAACUUUUGUAUACUUCACUUCAAGCUCAUCUUGUUGUGAUUCCUCAAUUAGCUCUUGGUAUACAAGAAUGUGAACAACAUAUGAAUAGGGAAAAAAGGGACAAAUUUAUGAACUCGACGUUACGAUCCAGAAUUUCUCGACGUGUAUUGGCAGAACAGCAUUUGAUUUUAUCGAAUUGUGUGAUGAUUUUCCAGCACUGUUCAGCACAUCGUACCUUAGGGGCAUGUAUUGAAAAAGCACAUACUCUUUAUCCACAAAUUCCAGUGAUUGUAGAGGAUGGACCUGAUAUUGACUUUGCUUAUGUGGGGGAUCAUAUCGAGUACAUCUUAUACCAACUUCUUUUGAACGCCAUGCAGCACGCCAACAAUAUCAACCAUACCAAUAAUGUAUCAUCAUCAUCAUCCGUACCAAUUCGAGUGACUAUGUGUACAAAUGCAACAGAUGUAUUUUUCCGUAUUUCGGAUCAAGCAGGAGGCAUAUCACCGGAAGUGUAUCGGUCUAUUUAUUCGUUUGGACAUCAUGCGACAGGGAACUUUCAGCAUUUCAAGACAUGGAAAGCAACUGUAUCGGACGAUCAGCAGCAAAAACAGCAACAAAAGGAACAAGAACAAUCUGUCAACAUGCCUUUGGGAAUGGGUUUACCGAUGAGUAAGGUCUAUGCUGAAUAUUGGGGUGGCGAUCUCAACAUACAAACAUUACAUGGAUGGGGCACUGAUGCGUAUGUCCGGAUUCCCAAACUUGGUGACCAACUGGAACAUUUGGAUGUGGAAGAUCAUGCUAGUGAUUUACAUGUGGAAUUAGAUAGUGGAUCUGAUGUUACUCAUAGAAGGCGUUUUGUUAUCUAGUCAUAUUUUCCUUUGAUCAUCUACCAUUAUUUUAUUAUAUUUCCUUAGUUUUAUGAUACCCCCUUAUUUUUUUUUUAUUCUAUUCUCCCAAUCAAGAAAUAAAAUCUUAUUAUUUUAUUGUGUUA